Molecule: messenger RNA, 1284 nt
Organism: Anarrhichthys ocellatus (wolf-eel)
Lineage: Eukaryota; Metazoa; Chordata; Actinopteri; Perciformes; Anarhichadidae
Product: multifunctional protein ADE2-like
Exons: 6
Coding region: 209-988 (259 amino acids)
Biological process (GO): 'de novo' IMP biosynthetic process
Cellular component (GO): cytosol
Molecular function (GO): phosphoribosylaminoimidazolesuccinocarboxamide synthase activity
Source: RefSeq, a predicted model, not a curated record
UAAUGCGCUGCUGUGAUUGGUUGCCUGAGUGAGUUAAGAGAUGUGAUUGGUCCUCAGAGCACGUAAGACAGACUCUCACUUCCUCCCUCUGCUUCCUGGCUGCCUGCACGCCUCCUGCUGCCUCUUCAUCUCGCAACUUAAAAAACCCCAAAAAGUUGAGUUUUUACUUUUUGUGUUUCAGGAUCGUCGCGUGUUGCAGAACAGCAGCAUGGCCUCCACACCAGAGCUAAACAUCGGACAGAAGCUCAAUGAGGGAAAGACGAAGCAGAUCUUCGAGCUCGCGGAUCAGCCCGGACUGGUCCUGGUCCAGUCCAAGGACCAGAUCACGGCUGGGAACGCCGUGAGGAAGGACCAGAUGGAGGGCAAGGCAGCCAUCGCCAACAGAACCACGAGCUGCGUGUUCAAGCUACUGCAGGAGGCUGGCAUUAAGACUGCCUUUGUGAAGCAGCACUCGGACACGGCGUUCGUCGCCGCCCGCUGUGAGAUGAUUCCCAUCGAGUGGGUUUGUCGCAGAGUGGCCACCGGAUCCUUCCUCAAGAGGAAUCCAGGGGUCAAGGAAGGCUACCGCUUCUCCCCCCUGAAGAUGGAGAUGUUCUUUAAAGACGACGCCAACAACGACCCCCAGUGGUCCGAGGAGCAGCUGCUGGAGACCAAGUUCUCUCUGGCCGGGCUCACCAUCGGCCAGUGCGAGGUGGACAUCAUGAACCGCAGCACUGUGGCCAUCUUUGAGAUCCUGGAGAGGUCCUGGGCUACUCAGAACUGCACGCUGGUGGAUAUGAAGAUCGAGUUUGGGGUGAACAUGAAGACUCAAGAGAUCGUCCUCGCUGACGUGAUUGACAACGAUUCGUGGAGGCUGUGGCCGGCUGGAGACCGGAGCCAGCAGAAGGAUAAGCAGGUGUACCGCGACCUUAAGGAAGUUACCCCUGAGGCCAUGCAGAUAGUGAAGAGGAACUUUGAGUGGGUCUCUGAAAGGGUCAAGGUACAUUGAACCUAAAGCUUCUGUGUUAUCUGGACCGGCGUUUGUUUGCUUCUAAUCAACAUGUUUCAACAGACGCACACAGUUCAUUGUUGACUUAUCUGAGCUUUGUUGCUCUCCUCCGUCUGAUCGAUUUCUUAAACUCUUCAUUCAAGAGUUGUUAGUUGUCCCUUCUUCAAGGUGCUGGAUUUCUUUAUAUAAAUAUAUUUAUUUUACUGCCGUUUUGAAGCCUCAGGUUCGGCAUUUUUCCCGUCGCCGUCUUGUUUUUGUGACACAAGAGGGUGGAGCCAAAAAACGACCAAACGCUC